Molecule: messenger RNA, 530 nt
Organism: Nestor notabilis (Kea)
Lineage: Eukaryota; Metazoa; Chordata; Aves; Psittaciformes; Psittacidae
Gene: EXOSC7
Product: exosome component 7
Exons: 5
Coding region: 1-498 (165 amino acids)
Biological process (GO): U4 snRNA 3'-end processing; nuclear mRNA surveillance; nuclear polyadenylation-dependent mRNA catabolic process
Cellular component (GO): nuclear exosome (RNase complex); cytoplasmic exosome (RNase complex)
Source: RefSeq, a predicted model, not a curated record
AUGGCCAAAUACAUCUUUGAGGUAUCUGUCAGCCUGGAGAUGUUAUUGGUAUGUGGUGGGAACCUCUUUGAUGCAAUCUCUAUCGCAGUGAAGGCAGCUCUCUUUAACACAAGAAUUCCCAAAGUGCGUGUACUGGAAGAUGAAGAAGGCUCUAAAGAGAUUGAGCUGUCUGAUGACCCUUACGAUUGCAUUCGACUUAAUGUGGAGAAUGUGCCCUUAAUUGUCACAUUAAGCAAAAUUGGCUAUAGGCAUGUGGUGGAUGCUACCCUUGAGGAAGAAGCCUGUUCUUUGGCCAGCCUGCUUAUUUCUGUGACCGGUAAAGGCGCCCUGACUUCUAUGAAGAAAGUGGGGAAAGGUAGCCUGGAUCCUGAGAGUAUCUUUGAGAUGAUGGAGACGGGGAAAAAAGUAGGCAAGGCAUUGCACGUGGCCCUUCAGAAGAUUCUGGAUGAAGAAGAGAGUCUGGGGACGUCACGGCAGAAAGUUGGAUUUCUAGGAUGAGUUUUUAUUAAAUGUUCAAAACUGGUUUUAAC